This is a messenger RNA of Cynoglossus semilaevis (tongue sole), 7245 nucleotides long. Its product is annotated as multidrug resistance-associated protein 4-like. NCBI's taxonomy places the organism in Eukaryota, Metazoa, Chordata, Actinopteri, Pleuronectiformes, Cynoglossidae. The record is from RefSeq and is a predicted model, not a curated record. The transcript has 31 exons. Gene Ontology annotation, molecular function: ABC-type transporter activity; ATP binding; ATP hydrolysis activity. Gene Ontology annotation, biological process: transmembrane transport. Gene Ontology annotation, cellular component: plasma membrane. Bases 2051 to 5989 code for a protein of 1312 amino acids.
AUUUUGGACAGGUGCGUCAGCGUUGGCAGCUCAGCAGAACUUUGCUUCUCUUUCACCUACUCUGCCAAGCAUCCUCUCAAACUCAGGUGGUGUGUGCUUGAUUUUGUGCGUGUGGGAUUGGUUGAGGUUGGCUGAAGGAGGGAGGGGGCUGCACACACGGCAGCCAUCACUCUGCACGUUGUCCAAAUGGCGUGCAAGGGGAUCUGUAGUGAGAGCAGGUCUUAAAUUGGAAGGUUUUGAAAAGAGUGGGAAACAUAAGAUUGUGAAGACUGCAUGAAAGAAGUGACUGAUGUGUGCAUGUGUGCGUAACAGCGCCACCAAGUGGGAGAAAGAAAAAUGUUUCCCAAGCUUUUUGGGAAAAAACUUUUUUUCUUUGAAUUCAUACAUGCAAUACUUGUUUUGCAUUCUAAAGCAGACAGUAGUAGCACGCUUGGCGUAAAUACUGUAUCUCGGCUGCUACUUUCAUGUCUGCUUGUUUAUGAUUUGAAAACACUAGCAGCAUGUGGCACAGUGUUUAUGUUCUUGUUCUCUAUGAGCUUUAAUCGGUGUGUCAUUGUUCUGUUCUGUGCUGAACCAGCAACCUUCAUAAUAAGAAUGUCAGUGUCAGAACACACAGUUCAUGUAAAAACAGAUCCCUGACGGCACCACCCUCUCAGCGGUCAUGGGACUAAUGAAACCAUAAAAGUCUAAGGAUGUAGGGAGAGGAGAACAACCCAAAAAGGUCACCAACGGUCAGUUCAGUAAGGAAAAAAACCCCAGAAUGGUUGGAGAAAAAUGUUAAUAAUGAUAAUUAAUAAUAAUAAUUUGAAACUUAUUAAUGUUGCAUUGUGUCAACAGCAGUCUGUUGCAACAGGCUGCCCCUUGGAGGAAUGAGGUUGUCUGUUAAAGUUAGUCGUAAAACUGCAAGUUAAAAAUGCACACUUCACCUUUAGGGACAAAUGACAAUUUUUAGUUGUACCUGGAGUUAUAAAUGUACUAAUUAAGCUUAUCUUUCUUAAAACAAAGGGAUUCCUCUGGAAACUAACAGAAAGGAAACUUUCCAGUAACACUUCUUAUAUGUUCUACAGAAAACUCCAAAUCUAGGUUUUUGACAGUUUAUACCUCAAGACAAACGACAUCCUGUAAAAGACGUGAGUAAUCUGAAAACUAAUCUGUUUUUGUUACAGUCGUAACCUGCAUGUCAACCUGCCACCACUUCACCUCAACACUUCACCCUCAUUUUCACUGUAUCUUCAGGUCAUGAGCUCUGGAAGCGUUUCUCUAUAAAUAUAUGACUCUCAAUAAUCCUAAAAUAUAUUUGCAUUUGCUAAUGAAUAUACCAGUGUCCAAAAGAGUGAAGCAGAACCCAACAGUUCUGCAAACAAAAAAAAGAAACUCUGGUAAAACUGGUUUACAAUACAUAAUAUUCUUUGCUCUAUUUAUCUCUAACACACAUUACAUGGCACUGUUCUGUCUUGAGGGUUAGCCAAAGGGAGUUUGCAUAUGCACAGCACACAAUAAAGAUGGAAAAUUGUGAAUUUGUGGGACUGUGAGGUACAGAACUAUUCAGAUCAAGACGUCUAAAAGUCAACAUCACCAUUUUAGGGUUCACUAUUCUGGAUCUCAGAUGUUAAAUGUUGAGCCACUCACCAACUUUGUGUGUUCUAGCACCAAGUUCUCCAGGCAUCGAUCUCAAACAGUAUCCUCUGCUGUGGUUUAUCCACUGUUUUCAUCUGAAUAGAAAUAGAAAUAACCAUAAAAAAUAUUGCAAAUAUUUUUUUUAAAUAUAUGUUUCUUUAUAAUUUAUUUUUUCUUCAAUAGGUUGUAACAGUAUUUAGCUUUUUUAACAACACCUAAUUGCUGAAAAUACCAGAAAUAACUGCCAAUAGCUGAGGGCCACCUUAGGUUUUUAACCAAUGACCUGUCAGCAAUGCUUAGCCUAGGUGUUGUCUUCAUAAUUAGCUUCUCUACUCCUCUCAGAUGACUCGAGCCUUCUGCUGUCUGCGCAGGUCUCUGGCACAUCGCGGGCUUCAUAGACACUGGACCUGAAGGCCGAGGUCCAAGGAGGAAUAUGGAAACGGUUACCAAAAAUGCUAAAACCAACCCUGCGGCCACCGCGGGGUAUUUGUCCAAGUUUUUUUUCUGGUGGCUCAAUCCUUUUUUUCGCAUCGCCAAUCAACACACGCUGGAAGAGCAGGAUAUGUAUGAAGUUCUUGUGGAGGACAAGUCAGAAGUACUUGGUCAGGCCAUGCAGCGAUGCUGGGAUUAUGAGCUGCAUUUGGCUAAAAAAGAAAUGAAGACUCCUAGUCUCAGAAGAGUCAUUGCCAAAUCUAUCUGGAAAGCUAAUACAUUGCUAGUAUUUGUUGCCAUAUUUGAGGAAAUGCUAAAGACUAUCCAGCCAAUUUUCCUGGGAAAGAUUGUUGAGUAUUUUGAAAAUUACGACCCAAAUGAUAAGGAGGCUUAUCAUGAGGUCCUCGGUUACGGGGCUGUACUGUCCCUCUGUAGCGUUAUUGUUGGAGUGGUCCAUCACCAGUACUUCUUCCACCUUCAAAGGCAAGGCUGGAGGCUCAGAGUGGCCAUGUGUCACUUAAUCUAUAAAAAGGCACUGCGUCUCAGCAAUUCAGCCAUGAUGAAGACCACUGUGGGCCAGAUUGUCAACCUUCUUUCCAAUGACGUCAACAGGUUUGAUGAAGUAUCAGUCUUCGUGCACUCUCUGUAUAUUGCACCCAUCCAGUUGGUUGUUGUUUUAACACUGCUGUGGUUCAGGAUUGGUCCCUCUUGCUUGGCAGGACUGGCAGUCAUUUUAAUCCUGAUCCCCAUGCAGUCCAUGUUUGGAAAACUCUUUGCCAAAUUCAGGAGCUCAGCAGCAUUUCUGACUGACAUCAGAAUGCGUACAAUGAAUGAAGUAGUAUCUGGAAUCCGAAUCAUAAAGAUGUACGCAUGGGAGAAACCUUUUGCUGCUAUGGUCUCUGACAUUAGAAGGCAGGAGAUCUCCAGCAUCUUGCAAACUGCUUUUUUGCAAGGAAUAAACCUGGCCUUGUUCCACAGCACCAGCAAGCUCCUUUAUUUUUUCACCUUUACUACCUACGUUCUCCUGGGAAACAUAAUCACAGCCUCUGCGGUGUUUGUGACAACAUCACUCUACUCCUGUAUUCGACUGUCUCUCACACUCUUCUUUCCCCUAGCUGUUGCCAAUAUAUUUGAGAGCCUGGUCAGCAUCGACAGGAUUCAGGAGUUCUUGAUGCUGGAUGAGGUUAAAAAACAUUGUGAAGCUCUGCCACCCACUGAGAAGACAGAUGCUUGUGUAGAAGUCCAGGACCUUAUCUGCUUCUGGGACCAGACUGUAGAUACUCCAUCUCUGCAGGAUGUCUCCUUCAGUCUGAGCUCUAAUAAGCUGUUAGCUGUAAUUGGUCCAGUCGGAGCUGGAAAGUCCUCUCUGUUAUGUGCCAUCCUCGGUGAACUGCCUGUUGAAAAGGGCACAUUGAGGGUCACCGGUAAGCUGACCUACGCUUCCCAGCAGCCCUGGGUUUUCUCUGGAACCAUCCGUAGUAACAUCUUGUUUGGAAGAGAACUGGACCCAGAGAAGUACGAGAGGGUUCUUAAAGCCUGUGCUCUGAAGAGGGACCUGGAGCUGCUUCCUGAUGGAGACCUCACAUUAGUUGGAGACCGCGGUGUCACACUUAGUGGUGGUCAGAAAGCACGUGUCAACCUGGCAAGAGCUGUUUAUGAGGAUGCAGAUCUCUACCUCCUGGAUGAUCCUUUAAGUGCUGUUGAUGCUGAGGUUGGGAGACACAUCUUUGAACAGUGUAUCUGUGGUCUUCUGAAGGAAAAAGCCUGUGUCCUGGUUACCCACCAACUGCAUUACUUGAAUGCAGCAGAUGAAAUUCUGGUUCUUAAUGAGGGUUACAUGGUGACAAAGGGAACGUACACAGAGCUACAGAAGUCAGGAUUGGACUUCACCUCUUUACUGAAGAAAGAGGUGGAUGAAGAGCGACAGCAGCCCCCUACAGGUGGGCUCCAAAGAUCGCCAUCUAAGAAAUCCUCACGCUCACAGUCCUUUUCUACCCAGUGCCUAAAAGAUGAUGACCAGUUACCAGUGAAGAAUGUGCCCAGGCUGGCAGAGGAGAGCCGAGCACAGGGAACUGUUCCAGCAAGUCUGUAUGUGAAAUAUUUAACAGCUGGAACAGGUGUUAUAUGGAUAACUGUGGUCCUUGUGAUGGGUGUUUGUGUUGAGGUAACGUUUCUACUGCAGGACUGGUGGCUAGCUUACUGGUCUGAUCAGCAAGCAAAGCUAAUGAUCAACAGCACUGUGAUAGAAAAUUCACAAAACAUGACAGCACAGCUUGACAGAGACUUUUAUCUGGGCAUUUAUGCAGGUCUCACUGCAGCAACCGUCUUCUUUAGCUUUGCCAGGUCUUUACUACUCUUCUAUUUGUUGAUAAUGAGUGCAAAGAUUCUACACAACCAAAUGUUCGACACUGUGCUCAGAGCUCCUGUACGUUUCUUUGACACCAAUCCUGUUGGGCGAAUUCUGAACAGGUUUUCAAAGGAUAUUGGAGUGUUGGAUUCAAACCUGGCAUUUACCUUUUCAGACUUCAAGCAGUUGUCCCUGAAUGUGUUUGGGAUCGUUCUUCUAACAGCAUCCAUGAACCCUUGGCUGUUCAUCCCAGUUGUUAUUCUUACAGCUGUCUUCUUCCUUCUCCGCCGGUACUACAUACAGACCUCCAGGGACGUCAAACGCCUUGAAGGCACCACUCGCAGUCCAGUCUUUUCCCAUGUUUCUUCUUCCCUAAAUGGUCUGUGGACAAUCAGAGCCUUUGGAGCAGAAGAAAAGUUCCAGAAUAUGUUUGAUAUCUGUCAGGACCUCCACUCAGAAGCCUGGUUCCUGUUCCUGACCACCUCCCGCUGGUUUUCCCAGCGUCUGGACAUCCUCAGUGCCCUCUUUGUUUUAUUUGUUACCUUUGGCCUCCUAUUACUUAGAAGCCAGGUGGGUGCUGGCUCUGUUGGUUUGGCUCUCACCUACUGCAUCUCACUGGUCUCUGUAUUCCAGUGGGUGGUCAGGCAGAGCGCAGAACUUGAAAGCAUGAUGACAUCAUUAGAGAGAGUCGUGGCGUUCACUGAAUUGGAUAAUGAAGCACCCUGGGAAACAGAGAAACGUCCUCCUCCCGAUUGGCCCAGAAAAGGCAUGAUAACCUUUGACCAGGUCAACUUUGCCUAUGGCAGUGAUGGACCGCUGGUGCUGAAGGACUUGAACGUUAUGUUCAGACCUAAUGAAAAGGUUGGUAUUGUUGGGAGAACAGGUGCUGGGAAAAGCUCCCUGACAUCAGCUCUCUUUCGUCUCUCGGAGCCAGAGGGAAACAUCUACAUCGAUGGAGUUCUGAUCUCUGACAUUGGCCUCCACGAUCUUCGCCAGAAAAUAACCAUCAUUCCACAGGACCCAAUGCUGUUUAGUGGCUCAAUGAGGAAGAACCUGGACCCUUUUGACCAACACACAGAUGAAGAACUGUGGGAUGUUCUAGAAGAGGUUCAGCUGAAGCCUGUGGUGGAGGAACUACAUGGAAAGAUGGACACAGUUCUGUCAGAGUCAGGCUCCAACUUCAGUGUGGGUCAGAGACAGCUGGUCUGUCUGGCCAGAGCUCUCCUGAGGAAGAACCGCAUCCUGAUCAUUGAUGAGGCUACGGCCAACGUGGACCUCAGAACAGAUGAACUGAUCCAGAAGACAAUCAGAGACAAGUUCAAGGACUGCACCGUCCUCACCAUCGCUCAUCGUCUCAACACCAUCAUAGACAGUGAUCGUAUCCUGGUUCUGGAUGCAGGAAGGAUCCAGGCCUGUGAUGCACCUCAUGUCCUGCUUCAAGAUUCAGAGGGACUCUUUUACCACAUGGUGCAGCAGACUGGCAAACAGGAGGCAGCGGCUCUGCUCCUAACUGCUGAACGGGCUUAUGAGAACAGAACCAACCUACAGUAUGGACACACUGAUAACUUGGUCAUUUCCGAGACUCCUCUGUGAGCCCCCCUGUUGUGUUCAGUGGCUGAGUGACUGUGUUGUGAAUGACUGUAGCUAGAUCUACAUUCAGGAGCUCUCAGCCUGAGAUCAGACCACAUGGUGUUAGAUUGCAGUGAUUUUCAACACCGUCAGUCCCUCAGUGUCCACCAGGACACCAAUGUCCACAUAUGGACAACUCAUACGUACAUUCACAUGCAACCUCAUUUUUUGUGGCACCAAAAGCCCUUGGUGACUGGAGGUUUGGUUUGGACCAGAGGUCCAUGAGACAAAAGCUGCAGAAACACAGUAAAAAAGGUUUGACAGGAAAACACAACUUAUCAUUUAAACACCUUAGUCAGGUUCAGAGAUGCAGACACUGUGUGAACAUAUUUAUAACUUGAUAUAGUUCUUGUUUAUUUUUUUCUGUCAGGUUUUUUUUUCUGUGCCUGAAAUAUUUUAUUGCUGUUAAAUGCAGUCUUUAUCAGUUAUGUUUACUGUCUGUCUCAUGCAGGAUUUGUAUUAUGUUUAUUUAUUUGUUAUUUUUAAGGUUGUCAAAAAUAUAUUCUUUUAAUAUAAUUUAUUGGAGGGAAGCUAUUAAUUGAGCAUGAUUAAUCAUAAUUUAUCAUGUUUUGCUUUUUAUUUUAAGUGGCAUAAUAAAAAAGUAAAAUAAAAAAAAGAUUAAAAAAAUUAUAAACAAUGAUAAAGAACUAGAAACAGUUACGUCACUAACAACACUUCAAUAGUGUUGAGGAUAUGGUGACAAGUUGACACUGUUUUUUCCCUGCAUAUGAAUUACAAUUGGCGUCUCCCUCGUGUUAGAGAUGUCAAACGAUUUUAAUCAAUUGAUGAGCCUUCGCCCAGCAGUCUUUAUAUUAGGCACUGAUAAGCCAGUUGUCAGAUAAUUUACCCAGUGGUGUAAAUGUAAAAAAUAAGUAAGUAAAAAAUUAAAUGCAGGAAAAAACAGUCUAGUGUGGGAAACAGAUUGCCCACUAUGUUGAAUGAGAGACAGCUGUGUCCCGUGGAGCAGAGGACUCAGAAAGCGAAGGAAAUCCUUGGCCAUAUCUCACCCAGCUCUUUGUUUAUAAAUGCAAACGAGGCAAUAACUUUAUCAUGCGAUGCAAUAUGUGCAUAUUUCUGCAAUAUCUGCAUGUUUUUCAUCAAUUUAAAGCAUUUUGAUAUUUUUUUGUGAAAAUUUUUUUUUUCGAAAGUUUUUUAGUUAAAUCCUAAUUUCACGUGUCAUGUUGGUCAGAAGGUAAAUAUUGAUGACAUUUUUUGAAAUA